Molecule: messenger RNA, 1661 nt
Organism: Hemibagrus wyckioides
Lineage: Eukaryota; Metazoa; Chordata; Actinopteri; Siluriformes; Bagridae
Gene: cishb
Product: cytokine inducible SH2-containing protein b
Exons: 3
Coding region: 316-978 (220 amino acids)
Biological process (GO): intracellular signal transduction; phosphatidylinositol phosphate biosynthetic process
Cellular component (GO): phosphatidylinositol 3-kinase complex
Molecular function (GO): 1-phosphatidylinositol-3-kinase regulator activity
Source: RefSeq, a predicted model, not a curated record
GCGCCGGCGCUCGAGAGCGCAGUUCCGUGAAACGCGCUGCACAGGCAGACGCUCCUACACAACAAGCCGAUUCUCGGAAAGCGUUUCCCCCGGUGCUUUUCAUGUUCGAGACACGCCGAGCUCUUCUCACAUCCGUGGAGCUGAUCAAAACCGAUCGACGUGUUGCUUUCGAAAGUGUGCGCUCCCAUUCUGACACGGUGCGCCGAUCUGUCGCCAUUACACCGGGGGGGGAGGAUGUCGACUUUUCAGCAUCUUUAAAAAAUAAAUAAAAUAUCUUCACUCAUCACGGAUAUAACAGUUGCGAAUGUAUUCGUGAUGCUCUUGUGUGUGCCGAGGAUUCCAAUCCCAUCUUCAGCAAUGGUUACUGGAGAGAUGAUAGUUACAGAGAAUGGAGAAGGUCCCUGUAACCAACCAAUCCCGGUUUCCGCUCAGCCGUGGGAAUCAUUCGAAAACCUGCGAUGCAUCCAUACUACGUUUCAGCAUCUGAAUUCCUCAGGCUGGUACUGGGGGAACAUUUCAGCCAGUCAGGCUGGAGAUGCUCUGGCAGGUACGGCAGAGGGCACGUUCCUCGUACGUGACAGCAGCCACACGCACUACUUCUUCACCCUCUCUGUAAAGACGAACAGAGGCCCUACCAACGUACGCAUCGAGUACAGCGGCAACCGCUUCCGCCUGGACUACAGUUCUAGCACCUGUCCUCCGCUGCAGUCCUUCCCCACCGUGUCCGAUCUGGUGCAGCACUAUGCGGGCACCAGCAGAAGAAAGGGGAAAGCUAAGCCAGAGGAAGAUGUCCCAGCAGCACUGAAGGACAAUGCAGUUCUGCUGAAACUCAGACAGCCUCUGUAUAAACCCAAAUCCUUUCCCACGUUACAGCACUUGGUCCGCCUCACCAUAAACAGACACACAAACUGCCCAGAACAGCUGCCCCUACCACAUCUUCUGCUACUCUACCUACAGGAAUAUCCCUUCAAAGUUUGAACAUUGACAUCAUUCCCAGCAGGGUUCGAAGGCUUAGAUUGGAUUCUUUGUCUCUUCGCCUGAAAGAGACCACUGGAUGAUGCAGCAGCUGUAUGGACUAUGGGUGCUACAAAUGAUUGGCGCAGAAUCCCAGACUGCAUUGUGAGAAAUGUGUUGUGACAUUCAGGCCUGAGGCCAGUGAAUAAACGCUGAACUGAGCAUAGCGAAAGCACUUAUUCAAAUUUUUACAAAAUUACUACAAAAUAUUUAAUGACUGUGUAAUAACUCAUAUUUAAAACAUGUAUUGGAGUGUAUAACAAAACCAAACUUUGACUUUCAGUACUGAGAUCUAUUACAUGGAGCACCAUUUGAUGUAUUUCAUUGCACAGCUGUUUCCAAACUAGUAUUUUGAGGUCAGUGAUGACGGGGAGUGAAAAUGAAAUAAAAGUGUGUUGUGGCAUUCAGAGGGCAACAUUUCGAGAGCACGCUCUCGGAGACAAUGACAGUUCUAGACUUUUGAAUAGCAGCUCAGCAGGCCCUGCCUUUGUUCUGUCUGCCUGUAAAUUACAGGCUAGUUAUGAGGAGAUGCUUCAUGCAUCCUGUUUACAAAUGAGCAAAAUUUGUUCACGUGAAACUUAACGUUCCUGUAAAUAUCAUUGUCUGUACACAUUUUCAGUUUUUAGUAAAAUAUUUCACUGAAACUA